AUGCAUUUGUUGGGAAGUAUUUUACUUGUCGUGAAUUUUGUCUACUGCACGGCUUACCGCACGCCGGUGAAUCAAAUCCCCAAUAUUAAUGGAAAUGAAAAUGUGAGUUACAAAAACUUGAGACUGGUUUAUUCCUGGAAAUCACUGGAUUUUGUGUUUCCUGAUGCUUGGACUCGGCAACAGGCUAUCAUAAACAGAGACUUUAUUCCUGGGGCGCCCUUUCCGAUUGAUGUUGAUGCUUCAGCUAGUCCGUUCGGGUCUCGAGUAUUCGUAACAAUUCCCCGUUUCCAAGAAGGAGUACCAGUAACUCUUGGGUACGUCUCUAAUUUGACUUCAUCAGAUGGCAGUCCUUUGAUAGCUCCAUAUCCUAAUUGGGAAAUGAAUCAAUUAGGAUACUGUAACCACAUCACAAGUGUGUACCGUAUCAAGAUUGACGAGUGCGGUAGACUAUGGGUGUUGGAUACUGGCAAACUACAGGACGAGCGAAAAUGCCCACCUCAACUAUUCAUCUUUGACCUGUCAACCGAUAGACUGAUUUCACGUUACCAAUUUCCAGAGAGUUUAUUAAAGCCUGAAUCGUUGUUAAUUACACCAGUAAUCGACAUCCGAGGACAAUGUUCGGACACAUUCGUUUACAUCGCAGAUGUCAGCGAGUUCCAGUUGAUUGUUUACGAUUUCAAAAACCAAAACUCAUGGAACAUUCAAAACAAUCUUUUUUAUCCGUAUCCUGAGCACGGACAUUUUACUAUUGCUGGCGAAAGUUUUGAUCUUAUGGACGGAAUUUUUGGAUUAGCUUUAGGACCAUUGACAGUAAAUAAAGAUAGAAUGUUGUACUUCCAUUCGCUGGCUAGCGUUGUUGAGAGUUAUGUGCCUACGUCUAUUAUCAGAAACUCAGACUUAUUUUUGAACCACCCAGACAAUGCUGCAUCCGCAUUUCAAUCCUUCAGGCAACACCGCUCUUCUCAAUCUGGUCCUCAAGCUAUGACAAACGACGGAAUUUUAUUCUACGGCUUAAUGGGAGAUACAGCUAUUGGUUGUUGGAACAGUAAAAGCUACCCGGAGUUCGGCGGACCUAACAUUGAUUACGCGGUUGUUAACAAUAAAACACUACAAUUUAUUUCGGGCUUGAAGCUUGUAACUGUAGGUAGCAAGCGAGAACAAAUUUGGGUGAUCACAGGACGCUUCCAAAAAUUUAUGACGGGCACCUUGAAUGCCCAAGAAGUUAACUAUCGCAUACAAGCUGCUUAUGUUGAAGAUCUAAUCAGUGGAACUAAGUGUAAACCAUCACAAGACAGUGGUCAUUAUCAUGGAACAAGUCAUCAAAACCCUUCAAGCUUACAUAAUUAUAAUUAUCAUCAUUCUCAUAAUCAUCACUACUAA
Cotesia congregata is the source of this 1380-nucleotide messenger RNA. The record is from the annotation of a GenBank genome assembly. NCBI's taxonomy places the organism in Eukaryota, Metazoa, Arthropoda, Insecta, Hymenoptera, Braconidae.